Molecule: messenger RNA, 669 nt
Organism: Symbiodinium pilosum
Lineage: Eukaryota; Dinophyceae; Suessiales; Symbiodiniaceae
Source: the annotation of a GenBank genome assembly
AUGGGCAAGUCUCUGGGAUUCUUUGGCAAUCAUGGUGUUGCUUUCGUCGUAAUGGUUUGUGUUGUGAAGAAGAUGCGGCCGAAGCUGUUUGUUCACGAGAACACACGGGCAUUCGAUGUAUCUAUAUUGUCUGACCUCCUGCCUGAGUACCACUUGCAUCAUUGGUACAUGAAGCCGGAAGAGUUCGGCUGUCCAGCCUCUCGUACGAGAUCAUACAGUGCUCUGGUUCGUGGAGAUCAUGACCUAGUCCAUGGGAUGGAACAUUUCUUCCGCAUGUCCACAUUGACAAGUGACGAGCUUGACUGUGGUUCAUUUCUCAUUGCCCCUGAAGCUGAGGUCGAGGAAAUGAAGGCUUCUAUGGCCGCACGCUCGUGCAGGGGAACUGAUGAGAGAUUCGAGGACUUGCUGCCGGUCGCGGCCAGCUGCAACCUCCGCAAAUUCAAGACCAACGAUGAGAUUGCCCGUGUUUUGAGAACCCAAUGUCAUGAAGUUGCAAUGAAUCUCGAUCAGGACUGCGACGUGCAAGCUCACGCUGGCAAGCGAUUGCCAUGCAUACUUGCGUCCACUAACUACAUGUGGGCGGCGCUUCGAGCGAGACCUUUCACGGGGAAGGAUCCAUGCUGUGUUGCAAAACCUGCAGUGAAGUCUUCACAUGGUGUGAUUUCCUAA